Molecule: messenger RNA, 672 nt
Organism: Brenthis ino (lesser marbled fritillary)
Lineage: Eukaryota; Metazoa; Arthropoda; Insecta; Lepidoptera; Nymphalidae
Source: the annotation of a GenBank genome assembly
AUGGCUAGUGCGGUACGUGCGACUAAUAAAAGACCUUUUAGAGUAUCUAUUGAAGGAAACAUAGGAUCUGGAAAAUCAACAUGUAUCAAGUAUUUUGAUAAAUAUCCUAAUGUUGAAAAGCAUGCGGAACCUAUAGCGGAAUGGCGCAACGUCAGCGGUCAUAACCUACUCGGUCUCAUGUAUAGUGACAUGAAUGAGUGGACCUUCGCCUUCCAACAUUAUGUGCACCUCAGUCGUCUCAAAAUACAAACAAGCCCACCAUGUAACCCAUCGAUUACUGUAAAAAUGUUUGAAAGAUCUGUUCAAAACAGCAGGCACUGUUUUGUGGAGAAUGCAAAAAAACAAGAUUUUCUUAAAGAUCCUGAAUACCAUGUCUUACUGGAGUGGUUUGAUUAUACUGAGAAAUACUUAGAUAUCAGCUUAGAUCUCAUAGUAUAUUUAAGAACAACACCAAAAACAGUGUGGGAGAGAAUAAUGAAACGAGGCAGAGCUGAGGAGUCUGAGGUGCCUUUGGAAUAUUUACAACAAGUGCACGAAUCUUAUGAAAACUGGCUCAGUUCCCCUGACGUUGGCUGUGAAGUGCUGACGAUUGACGCCAAUAAGGACUUAGAUGCUGUUAAGGAAGACUUAGAGAGGUACAGCUAUAAGAUAUUAGGAGGCAAUCACACUAAU